This is a messenger RNA of Entamoeba invadens IP1, 1833 nucleotides long. RefSeq names its product T-cell activation Rho GTPase activating protein, putative. The coding region runs from base 1 to 1833 and encodes 610 amino acids. Gene Ontology annotation, biological process: signal transduction. The record is from RefSeq and is a predicted model, not a curated record. Gene Ontology annotation, molecular function: GTPase activator activity. Lineage: Eukaryota; Evosea; Mastigamoebida; Endamoebidae. The transcript is spliced from 2 exons.
AUGUCCACGGAGAGAAUCAUUUCAAAUCAACUUAUUGCGAUUGGGGAGUCGAAGUACAAGGAGUUUACUGUAUUAAACAACUUCUGGACUAAGCAACAUGUUUUUAUUAAGGAAUGGAGCAGUACACUUGAGCGGAUGAAUUCAUUACUUCAAAAUGAAAUUCAACUGAUAGAGUCGACGUUUUAUAAUAACACCAUUGGGUUUUGCCCCGAUGAUGGUGAAGUCAUAAUCAGUGCAUUGAGUUAUAUCAACAACACAAUUUCUAUAUUUGCCAACGAGUCGAAAGAAAAUUUCACUAAAGUACUAGACUCGUUGGAUGUCAAAUUCAAUGAAAUAGAAAGCGAAUUUAAAUCAGCAGGGUACUCUGAAAAGUCAAAAGGAGAAGAAGCUAAUGAAAAAAUCGUGACUCUAUGGCAUAGCCUAGAGAGUAUGGCGACUGUCAAUAUCACAAAAAUGUUUUCUGAUUUUCUGGACGAGUUUGACAAUUACUUUAAAAUGGGGAUCACGUUUAUUGAAGAAAGUGACCGUUUUAAAGUAAUGAAAGAGAGCUUCAAGAAACGGCUGAAAGAUGAAGAAUUUAAACAACACACGUUAGUCAAUUAUGCACAAGUCCCAAUUCAUGUUAUUCUCGAACACGAACAACGGACUAAAAGAGAUUUACCAAAGGCAGUUGAACAGAUCCAUUUACAUCUUACUAAAAAUGGCUUAAACGUGAAAGGAAUAUUCAGAGAGAGUGGAGCUACUGCACAUUAUUUACAAGAAUUAUAUAUGCGGAUGUCAGUCACCAACUUUUUAGAGAUCCCUCCCGACAUCACUGCAGCCGUUUAUAAAAAGUUCUUAAGAGAGAUUCCCGGGCAUAUCUUCAAUACAAGUCAAACAACAAAUUUAGUUGAGAAAAUGAGCUUUUCUAAGACCGAUAAAGAGAUGAAUGAAAUUGAUAUAUUAAAAUCAGCUCUAGAACAAUUACCAGAAGAAUUAAAUACUCUCUUCACUCAUUUACUUCGACUAUGCUUUAAAAUAGCUCAAAACGAAAAAAUUAACUCAAUGGGAAGUAAAAAUCUCGCCGUCUGUUUGACACCUUCAGUCUUUUCUAUACCAGAAGGAGAAACAGGUCAAUUCAUGUUACCAUCCCUUUUAGGAAUUAUGACCCUCUUCAUUAAUAACUUCUCAACACUCUUCCCUAGAUUCGCAGAUCCAACACUCGCUUUCGCUAAUGGCUCAAAAUCAAUCGCUGAGAAAAGAGAACGAGCCGCUACCGUCUCUGUCUCACAACAACAAACAUCACAAGUCCCUCGCAUCGUUCAACAACAAAAAAGACACGUCUUGGAAAGACCUUCGGACGUCGCGUUCUUAAGUCUCGACCCACCCUCAGUCCCUAAACGCCCACCUACUAUGCAAAUCGGAUUCAAAAAAGAGGGGAAGCCAAAAGUGGGUGAAACAAAAGAAAGUGAAAAACAGCAAAAACUCAAUAAAUCAGACGGGACUAAACUAGAAAAUACUAAAAUCCAAGCUAUUAAAAUAGAAAAGCAUAAAGAGGAAAAAAGAGAUGAACCUGAGUUGAAGAAAAAUCUCAACAAAUCAGACCCACCACCAAAAUUCGAAAAUCUCGAAAAAUCUGACAAAGUCGAGAUCGCCGAGAUCGCUCACUCAGAAAAUUCUACUCAACUCGAAAAGCCUAAACAAAAACCUUUGCCUCCUUCUCGAAAAGCCCCGCCACCAUCAAAAUCACCAAAGUUCACCCGUCAAACUUUAAACCCAAAAGCUCUCGAGGACGACGGAUCUGAAUUAAUGGAAUUACUAAGCAAGAGAAGAGAGAAAAGCCACAUUGACUAA